UUUUGCAGACACAUAAUUAUAUUGAAUAAAGUAGCUUCUACUUUUAAAUCAUGUCCAUCUUGUUUGCUGCCAUAGCUCAGGGCCCAGUUGUUCUUGCCAGAUAUGCAUCAUGUGCUGGCAACUUUCAAGAUGUGGCUGAGCAGGUUCUGUCCCGUGUUGCAAGUGAUCCUGCUUCUGCCCCACGCAUGACUUUUACACAUGCCCAAUACCUCAUACAUUACAUCAUUAGCUCGGGUGUCAACUUCCUCUGCAUCACAGAUAGCUCAUUUGACCGGUACAGAUCCUUCUUAUUCCUGGAAGACAUCAAGUCUCGGUUCCUAGAAGCCUAUCAAGCCAGUCCAAAAGAUGCUACUCCUUAUGCCUGGAAUGAUUCUUUUUGUGAGAUCCUAGAGCAGAGGAUGGAGUCCCACAACAACAACCCUAACACGGACGCCGUCAGGACCAUGAAGCUGCAGCUUGAAGAUGUCCAGCAAACCCUCGACCGCAACAUUGAGGAGCUGACGAGCCGUGGCGAGCGACUGGAGCUGCUCGUGGACAAGACCAACAACCUGAACUCGGCGAGCGUCACAUUCCGCGUACAGUCGCGGGAGGUAGCGCGCCGCGCUUGGUGGACCAACGUCAAGUUCGCUGUGCCUAUCGUCAUCUUCGUACUCAUAAGCAUUUAUUUGCUCAGUGCCGCCAUAUGUGGCUUUGCCUGGGACAAGUGUGGCAAUUCGUAGACUCGUCUUAUCGAUGCGUAUGCUACAUAAUUAUGAUUUUUGAAUGCCGAGCUCUACUGUUGUGAGAUCUAAUACGUGUAAAUCUAUUCCAUAAAUUUAAAAUCUCACAACACCGGUUGUGAGUUAUUCGAAGUAUGUCGUGAGCAGUUCAGUAUUGGUGUAGGUUAUGAGAGAUGAUCCCAGCGCUUUAAGGGCGUAUCGGCUGCCUCACAACCGCUCAACAUGGGCGUCCAUUUUCAAUGAUGCGACGGAUUUGCUGAUUCUUUCUAGCUCAUUUAUCAUAAGAGUCUGCUGGUGCGGUGACAAUAAUCGAUAUUUGCUUCCUUGGAUUGAUUUAAUUAAAUUUAACGCGGAUGAAUGCGAUGUAACUAAAUACAACCUCGAUACGUUGGUAAUUAAUUGUAAUAUUAUCGCCCUGAUAUCUUGAGUUAUGGAGUGAUUCAAAUCUUUUGAAUUUCCAGGUAACCUUUUGCUCUGGAAUGGCGCUAAUGAUGUGAAGUCCGCUUCCCUAUGAAGUUUGAAGUUACAAUUAUCUCUACUAUUAUUAUUAUUGGGCGAUAUCAUGCCUUCAUUUCCAUAUGGCCAGCUGUCAAAUAGCACAUUUGUCUGUGUUUAUUGCAAAUACGCCAGUUGAAAUGCAGGAGAUCAAUAAUAUUCUAUCUCGUAUUUUUUUGCAUUUUGCAAACGAGCUGCUGUCAUGUUAGUUCAUUUGAUUCGUCCUGGCUUGCUUUACUCUUCUCACAAUUUUUACGUAUGUUUUGAUAUUUUCAAGUAGAAUCAACAUUGGAUGACGAAUAGUUUGGCCAAAUGUGUUCGAACACAGAACAUUUGGUGGAAAGUUGAACAGAGUAUAUCGUAUAUGCAAGGGUUCUGCGAAUUACUUUUCCAGUACGCUGAGAUUGCUAGCAUGCUUGAUAUUGUGUGCCACAAUAUUGAAUAUAUAUGUCUCAAUCUAAUUACUUUCACUCAUAACUAUGUUCAUUGUUUUUAAUCAGUCUGUGAGUAUAUAUAGUUCAUGACGCGUGCAGAACGUAUCCAAUAAGUGCCAGUCUGACCCUCUGUAAGAAUUUGAAUUUAAUAAUGUGCUUUGCGGAAUGUAGAAUCAUUAGUUGGCAUUGCUGCCUCACUAUGCGUUCAAAGUAUUCCAUCAAUUUUUGUUUGGUUGCUAUAUUGUCCCGCCACGACUCAGGCUUGGUGGGAUAUGUAAACUAGAUUUUUUAGACUCAUUCAAAGUAUGUUUGCAUGCAAUAUACGUAUAAUUGUUAUUUCCUUGUUAUAGGCUGCACCCAUGUUUAUUUCGAUUUUAUUUUACUGCUUUCAAAUUCAAAUGAUUCUUACAACGUUCAUACUUAUUGUUUCCUAAGAUUAAGUUGAGCAGUGAAUAUAUUCGGGUAAUAUUCCUUAGUAAAAAUGUAUAUAUGUUAGUGGAAUUAUAUUGGCGUAUUUAGCCUCAUCGUACUCGUAUUCUUCUCUUUUAUGAUCUAGCAGUUGGGCGCCACUUCUUCUUACCGUACACUGUACCCACAAAUAUCUCGCAUCUUGUACAUUCAUUCGCUUUACUGUAGACUGAUUUUCAUCCUCGAUGUUCUCCUACAUCCUACAUGGAUUCUUGUAGUCUUGAAUGAUUGUAGCCGUUAUCUUAUGGAAUACAUUACCAUUUUUAGGAAAUUUUGGACAAGCAACAUUUAAACGUAAGCCAGAUUCGCCCCGAACACACGUUACUAGCUUUGUUGAAUCAUAUGCUUUGCAGAAUCACUGUCUGACCCGAGCGUGCCUUAAGUUAAUUCUUAAUGGGCUUAUCGGACUUCAAUUAAACUCAGCAAUUCAGAAUUGAAUUGAAUAUGCCACCACGGUUCAUUCCCAAUUUAUCAAGCUUUACAUUUUUCAACAAGAAAUUUAACCAUCACUAGUACCUAUCUUAUUCGAACACAAAAUCGUGUUAUAUAGUUCCGUCAGUAGACAUGGUGUUUAAUGAAAUCGUAUUAUUUAAUGUGUUCAUAAUAAAGCGUAUAAGUUUUCAGUAGACUUAUUUACACUAGUUGACUAGAUGCUGAACAAGUGAAGCAUGUUAUAUAUAUAUUCUGUUGGUAUUAUGAUUAGGUCAUUCAUACUGAACGAAAAAAAUAAAACUCGAAAACCCUAACCUCAUUUGUGUAUUCACCGCUGGUAUUGUGACUGGAAACCGUACAAUGCUCUGAUGUGCUGUCUGCGCCUAAUUUAACUUUUUGUUUUUGUAUUCUUAUUUAGUUUUCCUGUAUUCAGUCUUUGUUCCAGUAUUAGACGCGUAUGAGCGCAUAGAGAAACAUAGAUGCAUUUUUCCUGUAUCGAUAAUUCUUUGCUACUUAAUGGCGUAUUCCGAACACGAGCAUGACGACGCGUAUACCCACUUGCAGCUGAACGAAUCAUUUUUACGUAGUUGCAUGUAGUCCCUCAAUAACGUUUCCAGUCGCUUGUGUUAUCUACUUUCUUCGUCGGAUUUCAUUUAAGAAUUAAUUUUUUCGGAUCUGUGCGCUUUUUUCCCUAACGCCUAUCAACUUAGGUUUUAAUUUUGAAGUGUACUAAUAGUUGAAUAAGUUCACAUAUCAAUCGAUCAUUAGUAGAAUUGUAAUAUUUUCCAAUUUCACUUUUAUUGUAUAGGGAGCUGUAUCCCAUGGACACAUUAAGGCUUCAAUACUCUUUGGGGAGGUAAUUUGAGAAGAACCUGUUGGAUUACUCGGGAUUAAGAAUUUUUUGUCAGUGUUUCGUUCUUGCGGUGGUUUUCAUCAGUCGAUUCGUGAUUUGUCUCCAAAGCUCCAAACAAUCGAUGGCAUGGGCAUUAAUUUUGAACUUAUGAUAUUCUUCAACGGUUGUUCUUUUAUAGAGCUUUUCCGUAAUACUGUGUUCUUGUAUCUUUUAAGUAAUUAGUUUCUAUAACCUUCAUUGAUCUUCUAAAUGUAAAUUUCUCCAACAAUGUUUGCAUUUUUAAAUAUAUCAUUCUUAAUUUUC
This is a messenger RNA of Hyalella azteca, 3704 nucleotides long. It is a transcript of the gene Vamp7, whose product is annotated as vesicle-associated membrane protein 7. Gene Ontology annotation, biological process: vesicle fusion; exocytosis. Gene Ontology annotation, cellular component: membrane; SNARE complex. The record is from RefSeq and is a predicted model, not a curated record. The transcript has 5 exons. Gene Ontology annotation, molecular function: SNAP receptor activity; SNARE binding. The coding region runs from base 51 to 719 and encodes 222 amino acids. Lineage: Eukaryota; Metazoa; Arthropoda; Malacostraca; Amphipoda; Hyalellidae.